AUGGGUUUUUGCAGGAGAUGUGGUGAUAUAGUCCCUGGUACUCGUUGCAAGUGCGGGGGAACUGCUGUUGCUCCAGCGGUGGCUUGGAAAGAGUCUUCAGACCCAUGGACAAAAACCUACGUCUCCAGAGAGAAAGUACCCAGUAGAGCUCCCCAGGCUUCUGUGAAUACAAACGUAAGGACCGAUACUACAGGCGUAGCCUCUAACACUUCACCCACCAAACGAUUUCCUCGGCCUUUAUCUUCCCACUCUUCAUCUUCAACAACUGUAAUCGGUAAACGUGUUACAGAACAUAUCACAGCUUCCACUUCUCAGUUAAAUCGCCCUCCUUCGCCACUCAAGAACUCUACAGUCGUUUCCCCUGAAUCCGAUAUUUUACCUUCACUCAAUGCUCAUAGCACAGGCUCACUCGCUAAAGUCUACGGAUCAGUACUCCAACCGAAGGAAUCCUUAGCGUCCCAUGCCUGCGCCCUUUGUGGUACAGCGUUCCCACCCGACAGUACUAUAUAUCCCGAACCUUAUGGCGACACAUCUCAUCCUACCCGAUUCCUUUGUCGAGAUUGCUUCACGUCUAACGGCGGUGCUAAAGGACACUGUCCUGGAUGUUCUCGUGCCGUCUUGGCCCUGAAAUCCGAGGGACCAUUUAUUGAAGCCGCUGGUGACUACUGGCACAAGGCAUGCUUCACUUGUGAGGGCUGUGGAACGAACGUAGGUGACUCACCAAUGGUGGACCUUCUAGGAAAACCCUCGUGUCCAGAAUGCUUUGAUAGUUGUCUGAAGCGAGAUCGUACACCGAAAAAAAAUCGGAGUAGUACGACCAGCUUGAAUAGUCCAGCACGCAAUGUCGGUGGUGGUAUCAGUAGCUCCAACCCCAAGAGUAGAGAAGGAAGUCCCACGAUAGAGGAGCUGGAACAACGAUUGGGGAUUGUGAAAAGUCGCCAAUCUAGUCCUGCUUUAGAAGACCUCUCUCGGAGGCUCAGCAUGAUUGCCUCGUCACCUCUGAGCCGCUCGCCCUCUCCAAGACGGUCUACUGCAACCCCAGACGACAGUCCACUUCUCAACCGGUCCAAGCGUGUUUCUCGUGCUGACUUGCUUUCUGAAAUUGACCGGCGUGAAAGCCGAACUUCGCUUCUUAUUGCCCAGCGAACGGGAUCCAAUAGUCCUGCCCCCGAGCCAACGGCUGAUCAAAUUGAGGAGAUGAAGCGACGGUUCAUGAAAUCGACUUCAAGCUCUCAAGAGUUCCCGGUUGAAUCCCCGUUGCCAGCACCGUUCUUCCGACCACGACUUCGUAAUGCCAGGUCUUCUGGCUCGCUGAGCUCGCUUCCAAAUCUUGCAGCUAGUCCCCGCGAGUCUCGAACUCCUGAUCUACUCUCGGAUUACUCUGAUUCCGCCACACAGUCGUCUGUUAGUCCAGAUUCGCCACCUCGCCUAGCAGAUGCAGAAGACGAUGCUUUCUCAAUCGCAAAGCUGUACAGCAGAGGACUUGGCACUCGUUAUGCACGGUCGGAUUACUUGGAAGACGAUGUGAUUGUUGAAGAGACCAAUAGUCAAUUAAAUACUCCAGAUAACACGCCAAAACAUAAGAAUAUCACCUCACAAAAGGCUACUCCAGUCGUUUCUCCAAGUGCAAUCCCAGAUUCCAGAUCCCAUAGUUCCUUACGCAGGCCACCUUCCUCAACAUCCUUGGCAAGUCCAACUGCUUCGUCGUCGACCAGUUGCGCAAAAUGCCGCAAGCCAUUGUUUUCUCUUCGGGAGGGAGGUCGAUACGUAACCGUUCCCGAUGAUGUCACUGGAACUCCAAACACAUAUCAUACCGCUUGCUUUACCUGCUCGGUUUGUGGGCUGGAAUUCACACAGGGCGUACAAGGGCAAGCGGCGUUCAUGAAAGGAGAAAAAGGACCAUGUCAUGUCGAUUGUGCUCCCCCAGCUAAGAUGACUAUACAUAAGAUCCCGAGCCCUUCCUCUCUACCUUUACCUGCCCGUCGUACCCACACUUCUUCUAAAUCCGUAUCCUCGUUGUCAUCUCCGCCGUCUUCUCCUAGCUCGGGUACUUAUGUAUCCUCAAGAUAUUCUCGGCCCCCUUUGAGCGCACCUUCGAUGUCCAACUCGAACUCGAGCUCGGGCUCAGUACCUCGAUUUGGAACUAUAAAUUCAUGUCCCGGUUGCAAAAAAUUAGUGCCACAUGUGUCAUUCGGCAUCAGUGAAGGAGAGCGCAGCGUUCAAGGACCGAAUGGUACAAGAUGGCACGUCAUGUGUCUGGUUUGUGGUGGAAAGAAGGCACCGACUAGAGGUGUUCUCCGAGGCAGAGAUGAGCGUAGAAGAGACGAACCUGGAUGUGGCAAAAGACUGGAUUCUGGAGCUAAGACUGAUGGCGGUGGCAGCGUUUUUUGCCGAGAAUGUUGGCUUCUCCUUCCGUCAUCACCAGCUUCGCCUCAGUGGUCGCCUACUCGCACUCCUCUUGUACCAACACACACGGGCUCGUCGACCAAAGUUGUACCUCAGUACACUGGUACAACCACCUUGGCCAAACAGUUCACUGGCCUGGGUGGUGGAGACGCACCUCUUCUUAGACAGCUUACUGGCGGAGGACUGAGCCCAACUAGAAGUUUGAGUCCCACCAAGCAGAUCAGCGCUCUAAGACCCCGCCCCAAAAGUGUUAUUGGAAUGAGGCCUUCAAAAAGCGUGGAUGAGGGGCGUGGAAUGCGUCUGGUACGACAAAUGACCGGCUCUGGAGGUAAAGAGUGA
Lentinula edodes (shiitake mushroom) is the source of this 2745-nucleotide messenger RNA. RefSeq lists its product as uncharacterized. Gene Ontology annotation, cellular component: cytoplasm. Lineage: Eukaryota; Fungi; Basidiomycota; Agaricomycetes; Agaricales; Omphalotaceae. The transcript is spliced from 4 exons. The coding region runs from base 1 to 2745 and encodes 914 amino acids. Gene Ontology annotation, biological process: actin cytoskeleton organization. The record is from RefSeq and is a predicted model, not a curated record.